AUGGGCCGUGUUCGAACAAAAACUGUCAAGAAGGCAUCGCGGGUUCUCAUUGAGAAGUACUAUCCCCGUCUCACCCUCGACUUCCAGACCAACAAGAAGAUCUGCAGCGAGGUUGCCAUUAUUGCUUCCAAGCGUCUUCGCAACAAGAUUGCUGGCUUCACUACUCAUUUGAUGAAGCGUAUUCAGCGUGGUCCUGUUCGUGGUAUAUCGUUCAAACUCCAGGAAGAGGAGCGUGAGCGCAAGGACAACUACGUUCCUGAAGUCUCUGCACUUGUUGUUGACACUAUUGAGAUUGAUGCCGACACCUCGGCUCUUCUCAAGGCACUUGGCUUUGAAUCCCUUCCAGGAGUUGUUUUGCCCGAUCCAUCUACAGCAGUUCUUGGCGAUCGUGUUGUUGGAGGAGGUGCUCGUCACACUCGUACUCACCGCGAGUAGAUUUGGGUUCAAACCCUUUUUUAUCCCAUUCAAUAACAAAGUGAUACUUUCGUAU
Messenger RNA from Batrachochytrium dendrobatidis JAM81, 490 nucleotides. RefSeq lists its product as uncharacterized. The transcript is spliced from 3 exons. Gene Ontology annotation, cellular component: ribosome. Bases 1 to 435 code for a protein of 144 amino acids. The record is from RefSeq and is a predicted model, not a curated record. Gene Ontology annotation, molecular function: structural constituent of ribosome. Gene Ontology annotation, biological process: translation. NCBI's taxonomy places the organism in Eukaryota, Fungi, Chytridiomycota, Chytridiomycetes, Rhizophydiales.